AUGGAUACCUUCUAUUUUCCCUGUACCAACUCCUCCUUUACCGUUUCUUUCCUAAGUUUACCAAAACAAGUUAAAAUGCGUUUCCCCCAGUCUUAUUUACUACCUUAUUUAGUUCACUUUUUUGGGUGCUUUUCCUCUUUUGUGGGUUGAAGGGAGAGGACCUGGCCUGGCCUUUGCAAAGAAGAGAAGGACAAACAGAAUAAGCAAAAUUACUAAUACGAUCAACAACUAAACCUUAUUGUCUUCUGUGGUCUGAAAAUAAAGAGCUUGCUACAUCAACCAUCAGAAGAUCCUUCAUGUCCUUUUUCUUCUUCUUCUUCUUCUUCUUCUUCAGCUUGCCUAUUUAGAGUCCUUGGCUUAUUAUUAUUUAGUUAUUCUGCAAAGCGACUAGCAUUGACCCUCCCAACUCAUUUCUAAACUCUUUCCAGAAAAUUACUUUUCCAUAAUUUUCUAGGCUUCAAUUCUAUGCUUGUGGGAGAUUUGGGCUCUCAUACAACUUGCAGAAAACUCUACCUCAGGAUAGUUCUGGGAGCAAUCCUUACCAUCAGCUUAAGUUUUUUGAAUCAGCUAGUUCAAGAGCAGCCUGAAAAAUGGUGAGAGGGAAGAUUCAGAUGAGAAGGAUUGAGAAUGCAACGAGCAGGCAGGUGACCUUCUCAAAGAGGAGAAAUGGGCUUCUGAAGAAGGCGUACGAGCUAUCAGUUCUGUGCGAUGCUGAAGUUGCUUUGAUAAUUUUCUCACAAAAAGGGAAGCUCUAUGAGUUCUCAAGCUCCAACAUGCAAAAGACAAUCGAUAAAUAUCGUGGCUGUGUGAAGGAAGAUCAAAGAAGCGACCAAGACAUUGAGAAAUAUGUACAGGAGCUGAAGCUGGAAGCUAUAAACAUGGCAAAUACGAUAGAAUUCCUUGAAGCUUCUCAACGGAAGCUUUUGGGGCAAGAUCUGGGAUCAAGUUCACUAGAGGAACUUCAACAGAUUGACAGCCAGCUCGAGAGAAGUCUAACGAACGUCCGGGGAAGGAAGACUCAGCUAUUCAAGGAAGAAAUAGAGCGGCUAAGAGCAAAGGAGAUGCUUUUGUUGGAAGAGAAUGCAAGGUUAUCUCAAAAGUGUGGACUCGAGUCGUGGCAUGCACCAGCAAAGCGGAAAGAAAUUGGAAGUUGCAGCCAAAGUACUCAAAGCUCAGAGGUGGAGACUGGGUUGUUUAUCGGCCUUCCUGAAACUCGAGUCUUAGAGUAUCGACGCUUUUGAUGAUUUUUCUCAUCUUCUAAAUGCACAUAUUUAUCAUAUCCUUGAUCUAGAAGUAGCUAUGUUAUUCUAGUUAUUGUCUCAGGAAUAAAACAUAAUAUCUUAUGGCUUCAAAAUAAUACAUAUAUAAUUGUAGUUUGACACUUGAUUAUGUAUUACGCAAGUGCUUUGUUGUAAAUAUCACAUUUGUCCAUUGCUUUUGAUGUGGAAAGUAAAUGGGUAGAAAGUUAAAUGGAUAGAAAGCUCAAUGAUUCUGGUGC
This is a messenger RNA of Coffea eugenioides, 1498 nucleotides long. RefSeq names its product MADS-box protein AGL42-like. Gene Ontology annotation, cellular component: nucleus. Gene Ontology annotation, biological process: positive regulation of transcription by RNA polymerase II. The transcript is spliced from 9 exons. Lineage: Eukaryota; Viridiplantae; Streptophyta; Magnoliopsida; Gentianales; Rubiaceae. Gene Ontology annotation, molecular function: protein dimerization activity; RNA polymerase II cis-regulatory region sequence-specific DNA binding; DNA-binding transcription factor activity, RNA polymerase II-specific. The coding region runs from base 591 to 1241 and encodes 216 amino acids. The record is from RefSeq and is a predicted model, not a curated record.